Coregonus sp. 'balchen' is the source of this 4754-nucleotide messenger RNA. The record is from the annotation of a GenBank genome assembly. NCBI's taxonomy places the organism in Eukaryota, Metazoa, Chordata, Actinopteri, Salmoniformes, Salmonidae.
GUGAAGCCCGUGACGUCACCAACUCGGUAGGCGCGAGGAGGUUUUUCAUGAAAAUAAAACGUUAGCCUGUCUGUUAUCCUCCAUGAAAUAGGCUAUAUCUUGACAAAUAUACUGCAGAAGUAUGUGUGGUUUCGGUAAGUGAACUUUAAAUUACUUGUUUUUUUUUUGUACCGGAGAAAGCUACCUAUUGUUUUCACUUCGGCGAGGGAAGCAUUCUGUCACCCGAUUACAUUUUGUCACCCGUUGAUAACCCUUGAUCAUGACUCUCAGUUCCAUUACAUUGCACAUACAGUGCCUUCAGAAAGUAUUCACACCCCUUGACUUUUUCCACAUUUUGUUGUGUGACAAAACGGGAUUAAAAUUGAUUUAAUUGUAAAAACAUAAAUAUAUAUCAACGAUCUACACAAAAUACUCUGCAGUGUAAAGUGGAAGUAAAAUUCGAACGUCUGUAAAAAAUACAACACUAAUAUCUUGAUUAGAUAAGUAUUCAACCCCCUGAGUCAAUACAUGUUAGAAUCACUUUCUUUCCUGAAUACAAAGUGUUAUGUUUGGGGCAAAUCCAAUACAAAACAUUACUGAGUACCACUCUACAUAUUUUCAAGCAUAGUGGUGGCUGCAUCAUGUUAUGGGUAUGCUUGUAAUAGUUCUAGACUGGAACGUUUUUCAGGAUAAAAUAUAAACUUAAUGGAGCUCAGCACAGGCAAAAUCCUAGACGAAAACCUGGUUCAGUCUGCUUUCCACCUUUCAGCAGGCCAAAUCUACACUGGUGUUGCUUACCAAGAAGUCAGUGGAUGUUCCUGAGUGGCCAUGUUACAGUUUUGACUUAAAUCUGCUUGAAAAUCUAUGGCAAGACCUGAAAAUGAUUGUUUAGCGAUGAUCAACAACCGAUUUGACAGAGCUUGAAGAAUGUACAAAAUAAUAAUGGCCAAAUAUUGUACAAUCCAGCUGUGAAAAGCUUUAGAGAUUUAUCCAGAAAGUUUGUCUGUCUGUCUCUCUGUGUGUGUGUGUGUCAGAUAAGGAGAAGGGUCCGGGGUGGCUGAUGAAGAAGGGGUUUACUCUGAUCCUAGUGGGCCACAUCAACUUCAUCCUGGGAGCCAUCGUCCACGGCAGCAUCCUGCGCCACAUCUCCAAACCCAACGACCAGAUCACCACUGAGUUCACCGCAGGCAACAUCAUCUCUGUCACUUCUGGACUGCUGGUCAGUCAGAAAACUAUAUUAUGGGUUACUGUAGUAAUAAUUUGUAAUAACGUGAUGUUAUAGAUUAAAAAAAACGUACGUUUGUCUUUACGUUUUCAGAGCAUUGCAACAGGAAUUAUUGCCAUAUUGGUGUCAAGAAAUCUGUUGGUUUGGAAACUGGUAAGACCAUCACCAUCCAUAACAAUAACAUAUAAUUUGUAAGAUAGAAUGAACAUCAUUAAGUCUGCAACCAUCAACUCUUCACCUCCUCUCUCGUACAUUCUUUCCCCACUGACCUCCCUUGAUUACUUGUUCUAGUCUUUUUAAUAAAUAUUUGUGUGUUGAAAAUGUCUAACCUCUUAACUAUUUGCAUACACUUCAAACAGACAUACAUAACCCACCAGAUACACCACUAUGGGUUUCUUCACUGUACCCAAACCAAAAACAGAUUUAAUGCGUAGCUCAGUUAUGUAUAGUGCCAUUUCAUCGUGGAAUGCCCUGCUCCAAGAGGUUAUUCAGGCAAAAAGCAAGUUUAGCUUAAAAAAAACAGAUAAAAAAACAUAUUGUAUCACCGGGCCUAUCCUCUUUCUAAAGAUCUAAUUUAACUGUACAGUAUCAGUCAAAAGUUUGGACACACUUACUCAUUCAAGGGUUUUUCUUUAUUUUUACUAUUUUCUACAUUGUAGAAUAAUAGUGAAGACAUCAAAACUAUGAAAUAACACAUGGAAUCAUGUAGUAACCAAAAAAAGUGUUAAACAAAUCAAAAUAUAUUUUAUAUUUGAGAUUCUUCAAAGUAGCCACCCUUUGUCUUGAUGACAGCUUUGCACACUCUUGGCAUUCUCUCAACCAGCUUCAUGAGGUAGUCACCUGGAAUGCAUUUCAAUUAACAGGUGUGCCUUGUUAAUUUGUGGAAUUGUUUUCCUUAAUGCAUUUGAGCCAAUCAGUUGUGUUGUGACAAGGUAGGGUUGGUAUAGAGAGAGAGCCCUAUUUGGUAAAAGACCAAGUCCAUAUUAUGGCAAGAACAGCUCAAAUAAGCAAAGAGAAACGACAGUCCAUCAUUACUUUAAGACAUGAAGGUCAGUCAAUCCAGAAAAUGUCAAGAACUUUUAAAGUUUCUUCAAGUGCAGUGGCAAAAACCAUCAAGCACUAUGAUGAAACUGGCUCUCAUGUGGACCGCCACAGGAAAGGAAUACUCAGAGUUACCUCUGCUGCAGAGGAUAAGUUCAUUAGAGUUGCCAGCUUCAGAAAUUGCAGCCCAAAUAAAUGCUUCACAGAAUUCAAGUAACAGACACAUCUCAACGUCAACUGUUCAGAGGAGACUGCAUGAAUCAGGCAUUCAUGGUCGAAUUGCUGCAAAGAAACCACCACUAAAGGUGCUGCAUCAGAUGACCUGGCCUCCACAAUCACCCGACCUCAACCCAAUUGAGAUGGUUUGGGAUGAGUUGGACCGCAGAGUGAAGACAAAGCAGCCAACAAGUGCUCAGCAUAUGUGGGAACUCCUUCAAGACUGUUGGAAAAUAAUUCCAGGUGAAGCUGGUUGAGAGAAUGCCAAGAGUGUGCAAAGCUGUCAUCAAGACAAAGGGUGGCUACUUUGAAGAAUCUCAAAUAUAAAAUAUAUUUUGAUUUGUUUUAACACUUUUUUUGGUUACUACAUGAUUCCAUAUGUGUUAUUUUCAUAGUUUUCUACAAUGUAGAAAAUAGUACAAAUAAAGAAAAACCCUUGAAUGAGUAGGUGUGUCCAAACUUUUGACUGGUACUGUAUAUAGGAAUAUGUAGAUAUGAAUAGUGUGUAAAUAGUAUUUUUGUUGUCUCAGUGUCUUUCCAAUAGAUAACUCAUAUUAUUAUUUUUAGUUUUUUUAGAAUGUUUAUUUUAUGUCUAUAACUUGUCUAUAACUGUUCUGUACUUUCAUGUAUUUGUAAGUUUUAUUUGGACCUCAGGUAGAGGUCUAGCUAAUGGGGAUCCUAAUAAACUAUACUCCCUUGACUUCACCCCUCUUUCCCUCCUUUCUCCUCCGCCUAUCCCCCCCUACUCUUGCUCUCUCUCUCUUCUCCUUCUCUUCCGCAACUCCAGCACAUAGGUCUUCUGAUUAGUUCCUUCCUGAAUGCCCUACUCUCUGCGGCCUGCGGCGUCGGGCUCCUAUUGGCUAUUAGCCUCACCAUUGCCAACGAGGGGCGGGGCCUCAUGAUGGGCUGCAACUUCACUGACCUGCCAAUCAACGCCCGCUCACCAAUCAACGCAGACUGCCCCUUCGACACCACACGGAUAUAUGUACGUCUGUUAUAGGACGUCUGUCCCUCUCUCCCUCUGCCGCUUUGACACCACACAAAUAUGUAUUAAGUUCCUCUCUCUCUCUCUAGGACACAACCCUGUCUCUGUGGUUCCCAUGUGUUCUGCUGGCAGGACUGGAAACAGGACUGUCCAUCUGGUGCUUCGUAGUGGGACUGGUACUGAGGGGUCUAGGACCCUGCUCACAUGCAUACCUCAAAGAACAGGUAAUACACACACACAUACACACACACACACACUAUCCUUUAAUCUCCAUCUCACCUGUUUCUUUUCUCUGUGCCAGCUGGAGGAAGAGGCUCUGACCAAUAGGGCAGCGGCAGAUCCAGAGUACUCACCCCCAGGCCAAAGCCUGAUUGGACAACACUCUGCCUACGCAUAGAGGACUGCCACAGUCAGGGAGGUGAGGGCUCAGUCCACCGGUGCUUGACCCUUCCCUGAGCCUCUACCCUCUAGCCCUUUCUCAUUUCAUUUUUUGUUUUUGUUUAAAUCAUCUUUACUUUUUUCUCUCACAUUUUACAAACAUAAUAAAUUAAAUAAUAUAAAUACAAAUAUUUUCACAUCAAUACAUGGGUUCAUUAUUAGGCUACUUAACAUGAUUUACAUAUUUCUCCUUUCCCAUUCCCCUAGGUGGAGCCAUGGUGCCUAGUGGUGCUUGUUUUAGUAAAAAACACAUGGGUUCAUGGGUUAUGACUGUGCAAUUACCAUUUUACUAUGUAAUUUUAAGUAAAUACCUGGUCAUUCCUGUACCGUAAACUAAAACACUACACAUCUAAUCAAUUUCUUCAGAUCUACCAAAGCAAUUUUUUUAAAGGAGCUAAAGUAACUAACGUCUCCUCUCAUGCUCUCUUUCCAACAUUGUUUUGAUGACGAAGGGGAUGACUGAACCUCGUCCUCUUCAGAGAACCUCCCUGAUGCCUAUACCUCCACUCAUACCAAAGACUCUCCUCUCCCUCUCAGUGAGCGGCUAGACUGUAAGAUGACCAUGUUUCUGUGUUUAUUCACGUCUGCCUCAGAAUGUCAAACCUCCCCUCGAUCCGCCAACAACAUUUCACAAAUACAGAAUUAUUGAUGGGAUCAAUAUCCUCGUUAUAGUAUUUCGCGAAGAUCAUAUUUAAAUCAGUGGAAAUUAUUGUAUUUCAUCACAUUUGGCAUUUAUCAUGCUUCAUACUCCGUUAUUUUCAGACUUGAUAUUAAGGGCUGGGCAUUAUGGCCUAAAAAUCAUAUCUAAAUGUUUUCUAACUCAUGGGCAAUUGACGAUAUACUUUGUUGUACAAUUAAAGGUCAAUUAAA